Molecule: messenger RNA, 1044 nt
Organism: Exaiptasia diaphana
Lineage: Eukaryota; Metazoa; Cnidaria; Anthozoa; Actiniaria; Aiptasiidae
Exons: 1
Coding region: 38-736 (232 amino acids)
Source: RefSeq, a predicted model, not a curated record
UCGGUACAGAUGUAGUAGUGUUCUCCCAGCAACAAACAUGAACAAGGUUAUUUGCGCUGGAGUACCCAAGACGGGUACCACAUCGUUAGCACAGGCGUUACGAAUCCUAGGGUAUAAAACGUAUGACCACAGKGAACAAAUGAYGUKKUUCCYARAUGAGUGGGAUGACAUGUUUACGAAUGGAAAAAAGCCUGACUUUCAUGUCAUGUUCAAAGAUGUYGAUGCYGUUACAGAYRYYCCAGCAUCUAUCGUUUUUGAAGAUAUUUACGAUUGUUUCCCCGAUGCUAAAGUGAUUCUAACGGUUCGUGACAACGAACAAGUAUGGGCUAAAAGCUUCAGUGAGCACUUAAAUUUGUUUACGUCAUGGUGGUUUGCGAUUUAUUCACAACUGUAUUCUCAAAAGAGAAGUCGUAUUUAUCGACAGAUCGACAGUGCUAUUUUAGGUAGCCAUCAUCCUGGUUCCUCUUUCAUCCACAUCAAGCGAUACCAGUGGCAUAACCAACGUGUCGAGCAAGUCAUUCCCAAAGACAAACUGUUGGUUUUUAAUAUCAAACAAGGAUGGAAACCGCUUUGUGAGUUUCUUGGUCGAGAGGUCCCAGACGAGCCGUUCCCUCGAGCAAAUGUUCAGGGAGCAGACGCUAAGAACUUUCAGGAUGCUCUCUUAAAGAAGAUUCUGCUGUUUAUUGCAUUCCUUGUUUUGUGUGUUUCAAUUGUUAUCUUGUUUACCAAGUUCUAGAAUAUGUAUGCGUGACUAAUGGUUUCUGAAUUGAAGAAAUGCGUUUACACUUAGUAAGCUUCAAGAUCUCAUCAGUGUAAGAGUUAGGACUACUUUACAUAGACAUUCUUAGCUAAUGUUAGGAGCAUUUAGUGAUAAAAUUUGUCGACACUAGUGAAACCGUAUGAUUAUAGUAUAUCAUGCUUCUAAUAGGGCCAGUUUUAUUCUAACAGUUGUCUUAAAUUUCAAGUUUGUAUUAGAAAAACGUAGACAAAUUGUAAACAAAAGUUGCGUGAUCUGACCUAUCAAGGGCCAGACUGUUCGUUAUA